GACAUCUGCACGUAUAAGAACAAGCCCUGCGGCACGCUGGGCUUGGCCUCCGUGGCUGGGAUGUGCGAGCCGGAGAGAAGCUGCAGCAUUAAUGAAGACAUCGGCCUGGGGUCGGCCUUUACCAUCGCCCACGAGAUCGGUCACAAUUUCGGCAUGAACCACGAUGGAAUUGGGAAUUCUUGUGGGACCAAAGGUCACGAAGCUGCAAAGCUCAUGGCCGCUCACAUCACGGCCAACACUAAUCCAUUCUCCUGGUCUACCUGCAGCAGGGACUACAUCACCAGCUUUCUAGAUUCAGGCCGCGGUUCUUGCCUUGAUAAUGAGCCUCCCAAGCGUGACUUUCUUUAUCCAGCUGUGGCCCCAGGUCAGGUGUAUGACGCCGAUGAACAGUGUCGCUUCCAGUACGGAGGAACCUCCCGCCAGUGCAAAUAUGGGGAAGUGUGUAGAGAGCUCUGGUGCCUCAGCAAAAGCAAUCGCUGUGUUACCAACAGCAUUCCUGCCGCGGAGGGAACCCUCUGUCAGACGGGGAGCAUCGACAAGGGGUGGUGCUUCCAGGGCGAGUGCGUGCCCUUCGGGACGUGGCCGCAGAGCCUGGACGGGGGCUGGGGCCCGUGGUCACUGUGGGGCGGCUGCAGCCGGACCUGCGGCGGUGGCGUCUCCUCGUCCCUGCGGCACUGUGACAGCCCAGCACCUUCAGGUGGUGGAAAGUAUUGCCUUGGCGAGAGGAAACGAUAUCGCUCCUGUAACACAGACCCCUGCCCUUCAGGCUCCCGGGAUUUUCGAGAGAAGCAGUGUGCAGACUUUGACAAUAUGCCUUUCCGGGGAAAGUAUUAUAACUGGCAGCCCUACACGGGAGGUGGAGUGAAGCCCUGUGCAUUAAACUGCCUGGCAGAAGGUUACAACUUCUACACCGAGCGCGCUCCCGCCGUGAUCGACGGGACCCAGUGCCACGCCGAUUCCCUGGACAUCUGCAUCAAUGGGGAAUGCAAGCACGUAGGCUGUGAUAAUAUUCUGGGCUCCGACGCCAGGGAGGACAGAUGCCGCGUGUGUGGUGGGGACGGAAGCUCGUGCGAAGCCAUCGAAGGGUUCUUCAAUGACUCACUGCCCAGGGGAGGAUACAUGGAAGUGGUGCAGAUCCCAAGAGGCUCUGUUCACAUUGAAGUGAAGGAAGUGGCCAUGUCCAAGAACUACAUCGCUUUGAAAUCGGAAGGGGACGAUUACUACAUCAACGGAGCCUGGACCAUCGACUGGCCUCGCAAGUUUGACGUGGCCGGGACUGCCUUCCACUACAAGAGGCCGACGGAUGAAGCGGAGUCCUUGGAAGCCCUGGGCCCGACCACGGAGAACCUCAUCGUCAUGGUCCUGCUGCAGGAGCAGAAUCUGGGGAUCCAGUACAAGUUCAACGUGCCCAUCGCCCGCACGGGCAGCGGAGACAACGAGGUCGGGUUUGCGUGGAGCCGCCUGCCCUGGUCGGAGUGCUCUGCCACCUGCUCCGGAGGUGUCCAGAAGCAAGAGGUGCUGUGCAAAAGGCUGGAUGACGACUCCAUCGUCCAGAACAGUUACUGUGAUCCUGACAGCAAGCCCCCCGACAACCAGCGCCACUGCAACGCCGAGCCCUGCCCGCCGGAGUGGUUCAUCGGGGAGUGGCUGGAGUGCAGCAAGACCUGCGACGGCGGCUCGCGGACGCGGACGGUGCUCUGCAUCAGGAAGGUCGGCCCCUCCGAGGAGGAGACGCUCGACUCGAGCAGCUGCUUGACCCACCGGCCCGUAGAGAAAGAGCCGUGCAACAACCAGUCCUGCCCACCUCAGUGGGUGGCUUUAGACUGGUCAGAGUGCACGCCAAAGUGUGGCCCCGGCUUCAAGCAUCGCAUCGUGCUGUGCAAGAGCAGCGACCUGUCCAAGACGUUUCCCCCCGCCCGCUGCCCGGAGGAGAGCAAACCGCCCGUCCGAAUCCGCUGCAGCCUGGGCCGCUGUCCCCCGCCCCGCUGGGUGACCGGAGACUGGGGACAGUGUUCUGCACAGUGUGGACUCGGGCAGCAAAUGCGAACGGUCCAGUGCCUGUCGUACACCGGGCAGGCGUCCAGCGAUUGUCCAGAGACGGUCCGGCCCCCGUCCAUGCAGCAGUGCGAAAGCAAGUGUGACAGUUCACCCGUUUCCACCACCGAAGAGUGCAAAGAUGUGAACAAAGUGGCCUACUGCCCGCUGGUGCUGAAAUUCAAGUUCUGCAGUCGCGCCUACUUCAGACAGAUGUGCUGUAAGACCUGCCAGGGACACUGACUGCCCACCCCCGUCCCCCUUCCCCCGCCCCGAGCCC
This is a messenger RNA of Ornithorhynchus anatinus (platypus), 2314 nucleotides long. It is a transcript of the gene ADAMTS6, whose product is annotated as ADAM metallopeptidase with thrombospondin type 1 motif 6. The coding region runs from base 61 to 2277 and encodes 738 amino acids. Gene Ontology annotation, biological process: proteolysis; extracellular matrix organization. The record is from RefSeq and is a predicted model, not a curated record. Gene Ontology annotation, cellular component: extracellular matrix. Lineage: Eukaryota; Metazoa; Chordata; Mammalia; Monotremata; Ornithorhynchidae. The transcript has 18 exons. Gene Ontology annotation, molecular function: metalloendopeptidase activity.